Merops nubicus (carmine bee-eater) is the source of this 1050-nucleotide messenger RNA. It is a transcript of the gene CNR2, whose product is annotated as cannabinoid receptor 2 (macrophage). Gene Ontology annotation, cellular component: membrane. Gene Ontology annotation, biological process: cannabinoid signaling pathway. Gene Ontology annotation, molecular function: cannabinoid receptor activity. Bases 1 to 1050 code for a protein of 349 amino acids. The transcript has a single exon. NCBI's taxonomy places the organism in Eukaryota, Metazoa, Chordata, Aves, Coraciiformes, Meropidae. The record is from RefSeq and is a predicted model, not a curated record.
AUGGAUGUUUGUAAGAUACAUGAAAACACCUCCAAAUGCAGCGUGAGCUCCAUGGAGUGCUUCAUGGUCCUCAGCACCCAGGCACAGAAGAUCAGCAUUGCCACGCUCUGCGGCCUCUUUGGGACACUGUGCAUUUUUGAGAACUCUUUGGUGCUCUACUUGAUCUUCUCCUCCCCUGGCACCAGGAGAAAGCCUUCCUACCUCUUCAUCAGCAGCCUGGCCUUGGCUGACAUCCUGGCCAGCAUCAUCUUUGUCUGCAGUUUUGUUAACUUCCACGUCUUUAACGUAACCAAUUUCUCUAAAGAAAUGUUCCUGCUGCAGCUGGGAGGGGUGAACACCUCCUUCUCUGCCUCCCUGAGCAGCUUGCUGCUGACAGCCCUGGACCGUUACAUCUCCAUCAGUCGACCAUCUGAAUACAAGCUCCUGAUGACGAGGAAGAGAGCAUGGAUAGCCCUGGGGGUGCUCUGGGUGACCUGUGUGACCAUUGCUUCCCUGCCCCUCCUGGGCUGGAACUGCUGCACGCUCGACUCAACCUGCUCCGAGCUCUUCCCCUUUGUGGAUGACAGAUAUCUGUCCAGCUGGGUCUGCUUCACCAUGGUCCUGCUGGGCUGCAUUGCCUACGCCUACACACACGUGCUCUGGAGGGCUCACCAGCACGUGGCCUACAUGGAGAAGCACCAAGUGCAGGUGGGAAAGCAAAACACCAGGAUGAGGAUGGACGUCAUGCUGGCCAAGACCCUCGCCAUGGUGCUGACAGUCCUGGUGCUGUGCUGGUCUCCAGCCCUCGUUCUCAUGAUCUACAGCAUCUUUGCCAGGCUCAGCGAUCACCUGCGCAAGGUGUUUGCCUUCUGCAGCACCCUCUGCCUGCUCAAUUCCAUGGUGAACCCCAUUAUCUAUGCCCUGCGGAGCAAGGAGCUCAAUUCCUCCCUGAGGAUGGUCUUUUCUCGGUUCAGGAGGCAGCUGAAGGGCUCUGAGGAAAGCCCAGAAGCAGAGAGCACCCACAGGUCCUCCAUGAUCGAGACCAUCUGCGACGACAUGCACGGAACGUAG